UAGAGUUGGCGGAGAGAGCGGACUACGUGCCAAGCCAUGGCCUAGACCCUUCGGCCCCGGCCCCGGCCGCAAUGACCUCUUUGCCCUGCCCCCUCCCUGGCCGAGACGUCCCCAAAGCCAUCUUCCCGGCCAUCGCCCCCGUCGCAUCAGUAGUGGCUGCCUAUCCGCUUGGCCUGCCCCCGGCAACCGCAGUUGCCUCCGAUUUGCCCUAUUCUGGGCCAUACGGCCCUCUCCUGCCCUACUCCUACACCGCGCCAGCGAUCCCCGGAGACUCCUACCUGCCCUGCCAGCAACCUGCGGUGCCCUCUCAACCCUCCCAACAGGAGCGCGAGGCAGAUUCAGAGAAGCGGCCUCCUUCUCCGGCUUCCCCGGAGCCUUCAGAGCAGUGCCCGCAGGCCCCGACCAAGAAGCUCCGCAAGCCCCGGACCAUCUACUCGAGCCUGCAGCUGCAGCACCUCAACCAGCGGUUCCAGCACACGCAGUACCUGGCACUGCCCGAGAGGGCCCAGCUGGCCGCGCAGCUCGGCCUCACCCAGACCCAGGUAAAGAUCUGGUUUCAGAACAAACGCUCCAAAUACAAGAAGUUCCUGAAGCAAAACUCUGGGGGGCAAGAAGGGAACUUCUCUGGGAGGCCCCCCUCCCUGUCUUCCUGUGCCCCACUGCUUCCAACUCUCUGGGAUCUGCCCAAGGCAGCGGCUCUGCCCACCAGUGGCUAUGGUAACAGCUUUGGAACCUGGUAUCAGCAUCACUCCACAGAUGUUCUGGCUCCAGCUCAGAUGAUGUGAGUCGGGAGGGGUGGGUCAGGCCCUAGUCUUCCUACAAAGCCAGCACCCAGCUCACCUACACCCCUUCCAGGCCCAGAGGACAUCAGCUCCAGAUGGGUUAUCUCAGGAGGACAAGAAGCUAAAGGAGAAAAAGGAUGGGGUGAAGUCCUGUCCCCUAUGCCCCAUAACCCAAACAGUCUAAUCAAAGACUUUGGUCUUAACCACUGCCCCCCAACCACCACUACCACGAGCUGGACACCUGCCUUCCAGCUUGUCAGUGGUUCUGGAAGAGAGUCACUGACUGGAGCUCAGACUGCUCCAAGGUCUCCAAGUCUUGCCACCCCUUCCUUGAAAGGACUGCCGUCCUACCACGGCCUGGGUCAAAACCAGCAGGAAACACUGAGUAUUUUUUCUCUUUGUGUGCCUUGGGCCUUACCCAGCCCUUUCGCAAGCAAGGGCAGAAGUGAAAUGGGUAUCCACAGUCUUCAAGUUGAUUACUGUUAGCUUGUACACAGAUUUUUUGUUAAGGAAGAUUGGCCCCGUAACUGAUUCACCUAUUCCCCAUCCUUUACAAUAGCAGGAAUGCUGAAAAUGUGGAGUUUAUGGAUCUAUGGGUAGUUUAUGCUCUCUCCCUAAGAAAGCCUCUACCCCAUAUCUACUCAUUUUAAGUAAAUAGUGUAUCCAAUUAUCCAUAUAAUUCAACGGGUAUUUAUGAAGAGCCCAUCCCCUCCUGUUCCCCACCCCUGGUGCCUAGCAGCCACAAAUGUACAUACUUUUGGGAACCCAAUAGGGUAACACUUUUGGAAGAAUGGGGACAAACAGGCUCCCUGGAUGACUGUAAGUAGGGACACCCCCAAAUAGGUGAGGUGGGCCUGGCAGUUUAGCUCCUCACAGCUGUCUUUCUCCAAAGAAAGUGCUCAUAUUUAUAACCAAUUGGACUAGCAUCCCCCAAGCUCUUACCGUCUCCCAUACCAUGAGCUUCCAGAGAUUAAAGUUCUUACAAAAACCUGG
Molecule: messenger RNA, 1775 nt
Organism: Manis javanica (Malayan pangolin)
Lineage: Eukaryota; Metazoa; Chordata; Mammalia; Pholidota; Manidae
Gene: DLX4
Product: distal-less homeobox 4
Biological process (GO): cell differentiation; embryo development; regulation of transcription by RNA polymerase II
Molecular function (GO): DNA-binding transcription factor activity, RNA polymerase II-specific; RNA polymerase II cis-regulatory region sequence-specific DNA binding
Source: RefSeq, a predicted model, not a curated record